AUUGUUCGCGGGAGGGAGGGGAAGGCCCAGGGAACCAAGCAGUGCUGCCGCCGCCGCUGCAGCCUGAGUUGGAGGAGGGAGAAGCCAGGAGGAAAAUGGCGGCUGUGGCUGCAGAGGCGGCAGCGACUGCAGCGUCCCCCGGGGAGGGGGGCGCAGGCGAGGCCGAGCCGGAGAUGGAGCCCAUCCCCGGCAGCGAGGCCGGUACUGACCCCCUCCCGGUCACGGCCACUGAAGCAUCUGUGCCGGACGGCGAGGCCGACGGGCAGCAGUCUUCCUCUCAGGCCGACGAGCCGCGGCUCCCGCCGCCGCCGCCACCGCCGGGGGAGCUCGCCCGCAGCCCAGAGGCGGCGGGGCCGGAGCUGGAGGCUGAGGAGAAGCUUCCCGCCCGGGCGGUGGAGCCGGCGGCUGCCGCACCCCAGGAACGACCCGACUUUUCGCCUUCCCCUGUACCGCCGCCCGAGCAGCCCUCGGCUCCCGAGGGGCGUCAGGAGCCGCCGCCGCCCCAGCCCGCAGCCCCGGCGCUCGUGCCGCCGGCGGGCGGGGACUCCGCCGUGUCGCAGCUGAUUCCCGGCUCGGAGGUGCGGGUCACGCUGGACCACAUCAUUGAGGACGCGCUUGUCGUGUCGUUCCGCCUCGGGGAGAAGCUCUUCUCCGGGGUCCUCAUGGAUCUGUCCAAAAGGUUUGGACCCCAUGGGAUCCCUGUGACAGUAUUUCCCAAAAGGGAAUAUAAGGAUAAACCCGAAGCCAUGCAGCUCCAAAGUAAUACAUUCCAAGAAGGGACAGAAGUCAAGCGUGAACUGAAUGGUGCUGUUCCGGAUGACCCCUCUCCCGGCCCCCGUCCCACACCGAGCCCGGCUGAAGGCCUGUGGACUUCCAAACCACCGCCCCUCUUCCACGAGGGAGCACCCUACCCUCCCCCCUUGUUUAUCAGGGACACGUAUAACCAGUCAAUACCUCAGCCUCCGCCUCGGAAAAUUAAGCGACCCAAACGGAAGAUGUACAGGGAAGAGCCAACUUCAAUGAUGAACGCAAUCAAACUACGACCCAGGCAGGUCCUGUGCGAUAAGUGUAAGAACAGUGUUGUUGCUGAAAAAAAGGAAAUCAGGAAAGGUAGUAGUGCAAGUGACUCUUCUAAAUAUGAAGAUAAAAAACGGAAAAGUGAAAGUAUAGCUACUGUGAACAAAAAACUGAAAACUGAACAUAAGGUGGAUGGGAAAAACCCAAACGAAAGCCAGAGAAGAAAUGCUGUGGUCAAGGUCUCAAGUAUUGCUCACAGCAGAGGCAGAGUAGUCAAGGUUUCUACUCAGGCAAACACUUCGAAAGCUCAGUUAAGUACUAAAAAAGUGCUCCAGAGUAAGAACAUGGAUCAUGCAAAGGCUCGGGAAGUGUUGAAAAUUGCCAAAGAAAAGGCGCAAAAGAAGCAAAGCGAAACCUCUACAUCUAAAAAUGCACAUUCAAAGGUCCAUUUUACACGGCGGUACCAGAAUCCUAGCUCAGGUUCCCUUCCACCCCGGGUUCGUUUAAAACCACAAAGGUACAGGAAUGAAGAAAAUGAUUCUUCUCUGAAGACAGGACUUGAGAAAAUGCGGAGCAGCAAGAUGGCGCCUAAACCCCAGUCUCGCUGCACCUCUACCCGCUCAGCAGCACAAAGACAUUAACAGACUGCUGGUUUCAUGGACCUGUACCACAAUGGCACAGAGAACACCAGAGCAUCAGGACUGAAUGAAAUUGGAGACUCAGAUUUUUAAAGCUGCACCAAGAAGUAAAUGUUAAGGCAGUGGUUAAAAGCAACCAUCUAUAAAGGGGCACUUGCAAAUUUUGCUAUAUUAAACUGAAGAAAAGGUAUUAGAGGAUAUUUUAUGAGAGACUACUGCAAUAAAUUAUGCAUAGAUGAGGAGAAAAGUGAUGACACACACAUAAAGAACUCAGAUUUUAUGUGUGAAGAGUCAUUGACAGUAACUUAUUUUGAAAGUGAAGUUCUUACCAGUAGUUUGGUCAGGCCUAAAAGGCAUGGGGUGAUGACUGAAAUGCUGAAUUAAUUCUCAUACUAAAACUUUGUGCUUUCUCCAAGGUCUAUGUUAAUCAGUUCGGAUAUAAGCAAAUGUAUUUCUAAAGUGGCUCUAUGAAACAGCAAUAGUCACAUAUGCCGAGGGCAGUUUCCUUCAGGAUGCCAGGAAGCAGCAGCAAAGAUGAUCUGACCUCCUAGUGAAGUAAGGGCAAAGUGCCCCACCCUACCCCACAAAGGAAAUUUGGAUCUUUUCUUUAAUAAAGCAGGGCUGUAUUCUUGAAUAUACAUUUGCUUGUUAGAAUAUACUAAGAUGUAUUUAUUUGCCACCAGUAUUUAACAUUGUGUGCACAUUUUCAUAACUACAUUGUUUCAAAUUCUUACUCAAAAUGGGUAGGCUAGUGUUGAUUUUGGAGUGAAAAUGUAUAUCCUAAGAGCUAGUUCCUAAUUCUGCUGAGCUGGAAAGGCUUUUAUUCUCCCUAUCCUUACUGAUUUUAUCUAACUCAGAAAGGGCGACAGUACCUGAAUUUUGAUGUGGACCUCUCUCCAUGGAGUGCCCCUCCUUCUAAGUGCAAGCAGAUCCCACAGGGGUCAGGUGGCACCUGACCCCAGGGAUCAAGCAACAGGAACAGACCCAUAAAGAUGGCGUCUAACUCUUCAUGCAUAGAGCAUGAAUUUGGAGACCGUAAUGUUUUUGUCUUUGGAAAAUAAAUAAAUGUGAAAACCCUUAACUUUUCUUUUAUAAUGAAUGGAGAAAACAUUGUGAAAAUGAAAUGAGCCUAUUAGUACUACAUUUUUAAGGCAUUUUAUAUUUGAUGGUGCCAUACUUUUAAUAGUAAAACUGAAGUUUUUUAGUGGCAAUACUGAUUUAUUUUUUAAGUGAGAAAGAUAAUCCACAUUGAUAACUUCAUACAAAAUAGGAAAAAAAUGCCAAAAAAUACAAAAAUACCAAAAGCAUUUGAAGCAACAAAACAGGUAACUGAGCAUUUGGCUCAAGUCAAACAUUCUGUAAUCUUAAUGUGUAGGUUUGGAAUUACUUAAUAACCCCACACUCGGGAUUAGCAAAAGGUUCUGGGUGAGUUUUAGAACAUUUAACAUACCUGAUGAGGAUUUGUUUUACAACUCAAAAAAAGGUGAGCAGUCUUGCUUCUAGUGAGCUUUGUUAAUACAAAUCCUAACUAGUUUUUUCAUUACAAGUUUUGAUCACAUUCUGAAAUUUUUGGGAAAAUUCUUUAUCAUGAAGUCAUUACACAUUUGAUCAAAUCUGAAAAAGUCCGCUCAGAAACUGUAGCAGCAGGGGGCUUCUAGAGGGUGAGUGUCCUUGAACAGUGCCCUGUGCUCUGUGGCCCUAGGGCAUGGGCUUGGUUCUGGUCUUUAAGACACCUGCCGCCAGCAGCAGUACUGUCCAGGUGCACUUUGAGAACCAGGGACCUCCAAGCCACUGUGGACUGUGUAAUCAAGAUUUUUAAUUAAGCUUCAGAAGUCUUUGCAUAGUGAUGGAAAUGAUCAAGAAGUAAUAAAAAGGCAAAAGAACUGGGAGAUAUCAGAUUUUAGGUAUUUAAAUAUUUUUCUCAUAAGUUCUCAAAGGUGUUUUGUAAUAAACUACUCAUUUUUUAAAAAGUGAAACUUGGUAUUUAAAAAACAUGCAUACCAUGUUGCUAAUUUCACUUCAUUGCUUGAGUUGCUUAAUAUUUAAGCUUUGCUUCAUGCUUUGUAUUUCAAAUCUUCACCAGCCUAUUUCAUUUUGUAGACUUGAAUGACAUAUUCUCAUCUAAAAUAUGCUGAAACUUACGUUAAAGAAUGUUGUGUAACGUUUAUUCAAUAAAGUUUUGAUCUUUUUAAAA
Manis javanica (Malayan pangolin) is the source of this 3849-nucleotide messenger RNA. It is a transcript of the gene PWWP2A, whose product is annotated as PWWP domain containing 2A. The record is from RefSeq and is a predicted model, not a curated record. Gene Ontology annotation, molecular function: chromatin binding. Gene Ontology annotation, cellular component: chromocenter; nucleus. NCBI's taxonomy places the organism in Eukaryota, Metazoa, Chordata, Mammalia, Pholidota, Manidae.